Messenger RNA from Colletotrichum godetiae, 3556 nucleotides. Its product is annotated as carboxylesterase. Lineage: Eukaryota; Fungi; Ascomycota; Sordariomycetes; Glomerellales; Glomerellaceae. The coding region runs from base 279 to 3389 and encodes 1036 amino acids. The transcript has 11 exons. The record is from RefSeq and is a predicted model, not a curated record.
ACGAGAUGCAUCACGGGAAUCACUCCGGGUGAUCCGGCUGCUCGCCUUGAGGGUGUGAAAUCGACAUCGUUGCUCGUUUGAAGUCAAGUCGAUAAACCAGACCCUGCUUCAAGCCGUCAAGUUGAUGAUAUUUCUAAGUCUUCGCUGAAGCUCCGUCUAACUGUUACCCCCGGCGCAUCAAGCUCGCCGAUCAAACGAACCAAUCUUUCCUUGACAUCGACUUCAUUGCUAGCAAGUCUCGAUCUCCAAAAGCACUGAAUUAUCAAGAUUAAGAUAAGAUGGCUUCAACCGCGGAAGAUUUCGUUCACCCGAUCAUUGGGCAAGUGAAGGGCCAAGUAUCCGACAGCGUGAUCCAGUUCCUCGGCCUCAAGUAUGCUACUCUAGAGCAUUGGUUCGACGAUGCGAAACUCGUUCAGUACGAUGGUAGUGGAAUGAACGCUACAUGCUAUGGACCGCAAGCCAUAUCCGACCCAGAGGGAGUCAAGAAUGAACACAUGAUCAUUCAGAAGUCGCUCCCAACAGCCGAGUUCCCCGGUUUGUCGGGGACUGAGUGUCUCAACCUGAAUCUGACAGCGCCCCUGAAUGUUGGAUACUCAGAGCAAGUGCCGGUUCUAGUUUUCAUCCACGGCGGAGGCUUCGGCACGGGAUCCAACUGGUGGCCUCAGUACGACACUAAGCGCAUAGUCCAAAGGGCUAACAAGCUUGGAAAGCCCAUCAUCGCUAUCAACAUCAAUUACCGCCUCGGGAUUCCUGGAUUUCUAACAUCAAAAGAGCUUCGCAAGGAGGGGUACAAGAGCAACCAAGGCCACCAUGAUCAGAGGACGGCUUUGGAGUGGGUGGGAAAAUACGUGUCGGGAUUCGGGGGAAAUCCUGAACGUGUGACCGUUGUAGGCGAAAGCGCUGGCGGCAUCUCGGCGAGUCGUCUGUUAUACUCUGAAAAAGCUCUUGCCUCUCAAAUCAUCAUCUUGGGAGGCUCGCCGCCGACCCUCGCACCUCUGGAUCUCGGAAUGGCUGAGCAGGCCUACAAAGGCGUUCUCAAAGCUUCGGGAGCUGAAGAUGUGGGUUCGAGUGAACGUAUCAAGAUCUUGUCAAGGGCAUCCGCCGAGGAGCUGUCCUCGAAGAUUGGCAGAAGCCUUCCUUUUUUGCCGGUUCUCGAUGAAGGAACGGUCCCGUUCGUGCCGACCUUCGAAACAGCGUCAGCUGGGAAGCUAGUUCCCAAGACAACUUCUUGUAAAGCUAUCAUGGUCGGGUAUGCUCCCUUGGAUGCGAGCAUAUUUGGGUUUAUGGGUCUUUUCCAACGCAAGAAGAAUAUCGCAGCCUCAUUCACGCAAAUCAUCAACGCAGCUUUGUCACACCAUGUCGGCACAGCUGCGCAGAUUCUGCAGGCAUACGACAUUAAUGACACCACAAAUGAUGAUGAGGCUUUCAUCCGAGUUCUGCAGUUCGCAUCUGAUAUCGGAUUUCGGGCGCCGGCAGAGUCAUUUGCCAACAGCUUUCACGGCGACUCCUAUUUGUUGGAGUUUGCCGAGCCCAACCCGUGGGAAGGACCAUUUAGGGGCUACAGCACCCACGUCCUCGACGUGGCAUUCCUCUUCCAAAACUAUAACGAACAUCUCGGAGAGACGCAGCGAAAGUCCGCCGAAUCAUUCGUCACCGAUAUAAUUGACUUUGUUCAUGGUCAAGCUCCAUGGAAGCGGUUUCAAGAUGCCGGCGGGCGGGUGGUGUACCAAGAUGGGACGAGAGCAUACAAGGAGGCCGGGGCCAGCACGGCACGGUAUGAUUUGCUACUCGACUUGGGUGAAAAGAUUGGGCUGGAUACACUCCUGAAGGGUUGGGAGGCUUUCCUAAUUAGCGUAACUCUGUUUAUUCUUUCCUAUGCCAUUAGAAUUACAAUGGCGUAUACACUGGAAAGCAAAUCUCUGGGCUCAACUCUACGUGGUGUUGGUUUAGGGACGAUCGCACAGUUUAGAGGCAUACCGUAUGGCAAAAUUGUUUCGCGAUUUGCGGAACCCGAGCCAAUAGUGGCCUUGCCGCAAGACAUCAACUGUACUGAGUUUGGCCCUCGGUGUCCUCAAGUCAAGGUUGAUGUAGGGCAUCUAUUGCGCAUACCUCCUGAGCACAGGCUACCCGUUGAAGCCGAAGACGAGUUUCGAUGCCUCAACUUGGACGUUACGGUGCCCAAACCACAAGAACUACUGAGCGACCAAAGAUUACCUGUUUUGGUCUGGAUACACGGCGGCUCACAGGCGGUUACUUUUGGAAGCGCGGCCUCCGGCGUGUGCGACACGAGAAGAAUUGUGGAAGAUUCCGUGAGCUCGAGUAAACCCGUCAUCAUCGUGACAGUUCAGUAUAGACUGAACAUCUUCGCGUUCGGAAGCGAAAGUAGCUCGAGUAAUCUCGCCCUGAAAGAUCAAUCAUUGGCUCUGAGAUGGGUCACUGAUCACAUUCCGGAUUUUGGAGGUGACCCGAAUGAUGUCUCACUGGCUGGAGAAAGUGCUGGAGCGGUAUACUGCCACGCCCACUUGGCGGCCGGCCUUCGAGUGAGAAGAGUCCUACUCUCUUCCGGUUCGUUGUACCUUUCUCCUCCUCAGCCAAGGGCAAAGGCUUCCGCUCUACGCCAAACACUCCUGAAUCACCUUGGUACACUGGGUGACUGUGACUUAAGCACAGCCCCUGUUGAAAAUCUGAUCAAGGCCAUGGAACUGGCUGGAAUACAUUCGUGGUUCCUCCAGGUGGAUCCUUCUCUUAUUGGGUGGGAGACAGCAAUAGGGGCUGCGGAGAGCGUGAUGAUAGGUGAUGUUCAAGAUGAGGCCGUUCUCUGGCGUGAGGGCAUAUGGAAAAUGGAAGCUUCUGAGAUUGAUCGGGCUUUCAACUAUGCCGGCGAAUAUCAGGACACGCUCAAGAAUCUCUACAACAUUCAUGCUGACAGAAGGUCCUCUUCCAAGAUAGGGGCAUUGGACUUCAUGAACGACUACAAAUUUCUUCUCCCAGCGGAGAACAUUGCUCGCCUAUUUAGGGCAGCAAACAAACCCGCCUAUCGAUAUCUCGUCGAUGAGUGCAAUCCCUGGCAGUCCUCAAAUGGAGCUCAUCACGCGGUGGACUUGCUUUUUCUAUUUGGUGGAUUCGAUCUUUCAUUUGCUCCUGGUGCACAACAGACUGGCAAGCAGAUGCGCAAAUCAGUGAUCAAAUUCCUUCACUCCCAGGAGCCAUGGCAGUUGGGUAGCUAUGCAGCGUUCGGACCUUACGGAAUGUUUCAAGAACUUGAUAGCGCCGGCGUCAAGCUCCGAAGACGAUCGGAACAGGCGGAAUUUCUGCAUUCAGUUCCUUCAGAGAUCUUGGAUAAGGUGUUCUUUGCCCUCGCCGCCGGGAGAAUUAGCUUACUAAACUGAUUGCAUUUACAAAGCGCGUCACAUUAGUACGAAAACACGUACGAGUAGUAGUCCAGUAGUAGUGUGGUGGUUUCAAUAUUUCCAAAGUUUGGCGAAUCUUUCCAGAAUUGAUUUCCCAGAUUCCCGCUAUUGUUGGUACUGCCCAGAAUCGGAGACGUAUGACUCGU